UGCAGACGAGGGGCGGUGCUGACACACCUCCUCUCACUGUAAUACUCCAGCUGUGAAUAAGCUCCGUCAGUCCUCGCAGUAAUGGAGAAGUCUUGGGAUCACUUGAGUGUCCUCAGAUAGUAAAUUUAAUCAUGGAGGUUGUGAAGGGAGCAGGGCGCUGACUGCGGUUCUCCCCGCGAUGAGCCGCCGAGCUCCGGGCCUGUGUGAGCGGGGCGUUAGGAGACUCUGGUUCCUGGCUGUGACGGCACUCAUCACCGCUCAGACUACCGCAGGAUCACCGCUGCUCCUGGACCCGGAGGACUUUCUGGAAAAGUAUGGCUACCUCCAUCAUGACUACCACAUCCACAAUGCGGCUGAGGUACAGUCUGCAGUCCGAGAAUUCCAGUGGUUGUCCCGUCUGCCCAUCACAGGCAAACUUGACAGCGCCACCCUGCUGCGGAUGGCAGAGCCCCGCUGUGGGGUGUCGGACGAGGCCAGCCAGCAGAUCUGGGCUCAGAGAGUAAACUUCAUCUUUACUGGACAGAGACCGCCGCAGCAGCUGCGCAGGAGACGCUCCGCUGCAGAAGUUGACAAGUGGUACAAGCGCCACCUGACCUACCAGAUCGUGAACUGGCCUCAGCACCUGUCGCUGGGCUCUGUCCGGCUGGCUGUACGUGCUGCCUUCCAGCUGUGGAGCAACGUGUCGGGCCUGGUCUUCCAGGAGGCUGCUGGUGGACCUGCAGACAUCCGGCUGGCCUUUUAUGAAGGAGACCACAACGACGGGGCCAGCAACGCUUUUGACGGACCAGGGGGAACUCUGGCUCACGCCUUCCUGCCUCGCCGAGGCGAAGCCCACUUCGACAUGGCGGAGAGGUGGACGCUAAACGGCCACAAGGGCCACAACCUUUUUAUGGUGACCGCCCACGAGAUCGGACACACUCUGGGCCUGGAGCACUCCCCUGUUCGUCACGCUCUGAUGUCGCCGUACUACAGGAAGCUCGGCCGAGGGCUGGUUCUGAGCUGGGACGACAUUAUUGCCGUGCAGCAGCUGUACGGUAAACCAUUAGGCGAUCGCCCGGUGAGGUUGCCGGGCCAGGUUUUGCACGCUGCGCUGCAGGAGUGGGAGUUCUCAGAGCUUCAAAGCAGACGCGACACCCCGGGCCUGCCUCUCUACUGCCAGGGCGUCUUUGAUGCCAUCACUAUGGACCAAAAUAAGACAGUGCUGGUGAUUCGGGGCAGCGUAUACUGGACUGUACCGGCUGAAGGGAGCGUAAGUGGCCCGCUGCCUCUCCGUCAGCGCUGGCCCGACCUCCCUCCGGCCAUCGAGGCCACUGCCUUCUCUCCGCCGGACUCCAAGUGGUAUUUUUUCAAAGGGAAGCGGAUCUGGCGCUACACGGGCAGCACGCUUGACCCCAGCUUCCCCAGGAAGAGCAGCGAGCUAGGACUGCCUCGUCACCCUGACAGUGCCUUCUACUAUGCUCCUCUGAGUCACAUGGUCCUCUUCAAGGGCUCCCGUUACUCCGUACUCAACCUUAAAACCUUGCGCCAAGAGCCCUACUACCCACGCAAGCUGGCUGACUGGACUGGCGUGCCGCAGGGGACAAACGGGGCGCUGACCCGUCCAGACGGCCGCCUUUACUUCUUCAAAGAAAAGCGGUUCUGGAGGUUUGACCCAGUGAAGGUGCGAGUCACCAAAGAGGGCCACUGGGCCAAGGACCUGAGCUGGACCGGCUGCAGGAGUGCUCCUCAGAGCAACAACAUCCUUUGACCAGCAGAUGGCGCCGCAGGAUUUAAAGUGCAAUUUGUUGAUGUAUUGUAACACAGAGGAGCUACAGCUUCUCACGUACAGUAUUUACACUGCAGAGCGAUUAGCAUUAUUGUGCAUGGAAGUGUAAUUACAGCCUCAACAGGACUGCACAUCAGCAGCAGCAGCAGUGUUUAAAUUAUAAUGCUCACUCUGGAAUGUGAUGUUCAAUCCCUCCUGAUUGCUAGGGGCCCCAAAUCAAUCAUGACAGAGUGUGAGAGCAGUGCAGGUGAGUCAUCAAUGGCGAUGACGUUUCGGGAUGUCAGUGGGCCAGUUUGAACUCUUGACCACAUCUGAAGAGCCAGAAAAUCAUUUCAGAGACUCGACUGAUUCGGAGCAGCGUCUAGCUGCGUGUCAGAGGUAAAAUAGUAACAUAUGACUAUUUCAAUAUCAUUGCAUUUUUAGUAUCGGCUGGUGUUUUGAGUGAGUGCACUUGUUUCCAAAUGCAGCGGUCUGAUUGGUCAGCUCUCUGUAUUUGAAUCAGAUAAAUCGAGCUUGAGCCUAAAAAUAAAUGCUGAAAAUUUUCCUGCUAAAUUACACGGCCGGUGUGACCAGCUGCAUCAAGAAUGUUUUUAAUGCACACAAUCUGCAUAUGGAUUUUAUGUGUUCUGUGUGUAAAGCAGCUGUAACUAUCUGUGUUUCAACAUUCAAUGAAAGAUGAAAUUAUGUCUGAUCUGGAUUUGAGAAUUCAGCGUAGCAGUGUUAUCAGCUGUGUGAAUAUGCGUCUGGGAUACUUCAAGCAUUCUCACCUACUUCAUUUGCCUGCCUGUAUGUAAACACACACACACAGAGCUGUGAGGGUGCAACGACGUAGCCAUUUUAUUAUUCCAAUCAUUUAUCUUUUAACCUACAUCACUGAACAUGUUACACACUACUUGCUUACAAUACUCGCUUUCUUCCAGUUACAAUUAUUUCCAGUAAACGGUUAAACGCUCUGGCAUUUUCGAGCUCCCCAGCUUGCCUACGGAGAGCAGCCCAGCGGGAAAAACUCUGACCUCAUAAUGCACAAGUGAAAAAACCCAGACUCUAAUUAAUCUGUUAGGUUAAACCGAGAAAGCCUUUUCAAAGGAAAAAAAGAUUAAAGAAAAAUAAGUAA
This is a messenger RNA of Neolamprologus brichardi, 2879 nucleotides long. RefSeq names its product matrix metallopeptidase 28 (gene mmp28). Lineage: Eukaryota; Metazoa; Chordata; Actinopteri; Cichliformes; Cichlidae. Gene Ontology annotation, molecular function: metalloendopeptidase activity; zinc ion binding. Gene Ontology annotation, cellular component: extracellular matrix. The record is from RefSeq and is a predicted model, not a curated record. Gene Ontology annotation, biological process: extracellular matrix organization; proteolysis; collagen catabolic process.